UCCACUUUCUCUCUCUCUCUCUCCACAAAUUAGUUUAGAGUUUUGUCCUUAGUAUAUAACUCUCAUUUGCUCUUUCCAUUCUCCCCUUGUUCAAGUAGGGUUUUCAAGCCUUGAUCUCUCUUGCUCAGUUAAGAUUCAAGAAGCCAGGAUUCAAGAAGCCCUUUUCCUCAGGAUCCGGCCCGGCUCGGCUCACCCGUGUAAAGGGGUUUUAGUCCCGAGGAGAACUUCUUCCUCCUCUUCGUCGGAGAUUUCACUUCGCCACGGCCCGAUUCAACUUCUCAUCAAGAUAUUAUGAAUACGUUUUCACACGUCCCUCCGGGCUUCCGAUUCCAUCCGACUGACGAGGAACUUGUCGAUUAUUAUCUCCGGAGGAAGAUUAGUAACCGAAGUAUCGACUUGGACGUCAUCAAAGAUGUUGAUCUUUACAAAAUUGAGCCAUGGGAUCUCCAAGAGCUGUGCAGAAUAGGAACAGAAGAUCAAAACGAAUGGUACUUUUUCAGCCACAAAGACAAGAAGUAUCCAACGGGAACGCGCACGAAUCGGGCCACGACAGCUGGGUUUUGGAAAGCAACCGGCCGGGAUAAGGCCAUCUACUCUAAGCACGACUUGAUCGGAAUGAGAAAAACCCUAGUUUUCUACAAAGGGCGAGCUCCAAAUGGUCAGAAAUCAGACUGGAUCAUGCAUGAAUAUCGCCUCGAAACCGACGAAAAUGGAACCCCUCAGGAAGAAGGAUGGGUGGUGUGUAGGGUUUUCAAGAAGAGGAUUGCGACGACACAGAAAAUGAGCGAGCACGACUCGCCCGUGUGGUACGACGACCACGUGUCGUUCAUGGAAUCUUCGAAUCUGUCCUACUACAAGAAAGAGAUGUCGUUGCCGUUGCGAUACGGCCAGGACCACUUCCUCCAGCUGCCCCUUCUAGAAAGCCCUAAUAAAGUUGUUCAGAAUCCGGAUCUCGAUCACAACUUUCACGUCACGGAUUGGAGAGUUCUCGACAAGUUCGUGGCAUCGCAGCUCAGCCACGAGGAGCUUUCCAAGGAGAACGAGGGUGGGGAAUUCAAUGUGACGACGUCGUCUUGUCAGAUUGAUCUGUGGAAGUGAUGUGCAUGCGAUUAUAUAUUUACUGUUUCUUGUAAUGUAAAUAAUUAAACUCAUAAUGUGACCUAUAGCUGUUCAUCUUGCAAUACUACUUAGUAAUUACUACCUAUAUAUACAAACUAAAUUAAAAACACAAA
Salvia splendens (bonfire salvia) is the source of this 1232-nucleotide messenger RNA. Its product is annotated as NAC domain-containing protein 7. The record is from RefSeq and is a predicted model, not a curated record. The coding region runs from base 292 to 1098 and encodes 268 amino acids. The transcript has 4 exons. Gene Ontology annotation, molecular function: DNA binding. Gene Ontology annotation, biological process: regulation of DNA-templated transcription. NCBI's taxonomy places the organism in Eukaryota, Viridiplantae, Streptophyta, Magnoliopsida, Lamiales, Lamiaceae.